Racocetra fulgida is the source of this 634-nucleotide messenger RNA. The record is from the annotation of a GenBank genome assembly. NCBI's taxonomy places the organism in Eukaryota, Fungi, Glomeromycota, Glomeromycetes, Diversisporales, Gigasporaceae.
AUGUACAAUGGUACCCUACCAGCUUACUUGCAAGUCGGUCAAGAAGUAUGCCAACGUUGUUAUAACGGUUUAAUGCAGUCAUCAGUUGCGAUGAAGGAGCAUGCAAAAGCAACUUCUAAUAUUCAACAACUCGACGCUAAUACCUUAGAUCCAGAGGCUAAUACGUUAGAUCCAGAGCGCGAAGUAACAAAAAAAUUGCCAGCAUUUCAAACAUUCGAAGAAUUUCGUGCUUAUAUGGAAUCAGAAAAUAAAAAUUUAUCAAUUUUUUUCGAAGAACUUGUAUUAUCAGUAAAUCUAUCACAGAAAAAAGAAGAAUCACACCCCAAAAUAUUGUCUCAAUUGCUUUUCGUUUGUUAUUUGCUUUGUAGUCUGCGUAACAAAUUUAUUAUUAAUGUAAAAAGUGAUUUAGCACUUUAUCUUGAUUCUACAGGUACAAGUAAUUCAACGAUCAAUGCUUUAGCAGAACUCGGCAUUACAUCAACGGCACAAACGGUUUGGCAUGCGAAUUCCCUAAAAGCUGAUUUAGAAUACCGAUUUAUGACAUUAUUGGGAGUAACUUUUAAUGAACGAUGGAAUAAUAAGAGUUUUGCUGUUAUUAGGAAUGUGGAUACGAUGCAAAAGUAUUUCAAUUUUG